This is a messenger RNA of Arachis stenosperma, 915 nucleotides long. RefSeq lists its product as uncharacterized. The transcript has a single exon. The record is from RefSeq and is a predicted model, not a curated record. The coding region runs from base 1 to 915 and encodes 304 amino acids. NCBI's taxonomy places the organism in Eukaryota, Viridiplantae, Streptophyta, Magnoliopsida, Fabales, Fabaceae.
AUGCCUAUUAUUGAUGAUGAUGAGGACGAUAAUAGUGUUGCCCAGAAGUAUCCGUUGCACAAACAGCUGAAGGACAUGAGUGAGUACAAGUGGGAAGUUGGAACUCUUUAUGUAUCAAGUGAGGAGUUUAACGAUUGUGCUACUGCUUAUGCUGUACACACUGGCAGGGGUUUGAGGUUUGAUAAGGUUGACCUUCAGAGAGUGAAGGUUACUUGCGUGGAGGAUUGCAACUGGUUUGCAUACUGUGGCAAGAUGAAGAAUGAGCAAACAUGGCAAUUAACCACCUGCCACAACAAGCAUAGUUGUUCUAGAGAGUUGAAAAUUGGGAUUAUGCAUGCAAAAUGGUUGAGUAAGGUGUUUCUAAAAAAUAUUUCUGAGAAUCCAAAGAUAAAGCUCUCCACACUAAUGGAGAAAGCAUACAGCAAGUGGAAUGUAGAGCUGACUAAGUCUAGAGCUGCCCGGGUUAAACAGUUUGCACUUGAUGAGUUACAAGGAACGUAUAUAGAGCAGUAUCGGAGACUCUAUGACUACUGUCAUGAAUUGCUGAGGUCUAACCCGGGUUUUACAGUGAAGUUGCAAGUGGAGAGACCACCUGAGUUUGCUUCUGAGAGACCAAAACCUGGUGUGGAUUUAAGGCCAAAGUUUCAAAGACUCUAUGUGUGCCUUGAUGCGUGCAAGAAGAGUUUUAUGGUUUGUAGACCAAUAAUUUGCCUUGACGGGUGCUUCAUCAAGACACCAUAUGGAGGUCAACUUCUCACGGCUAUUGGCUGGGACCCGAACGACCAGAUAUUGCCAAUAGCCUAUGCAGUAGUUGAAGCAGAGACUAAGGACACAUGGACUUGGUUUCUUACCAAUCUGUGUGAUGACUUUGGCUGUGACAAGAUAAGGGGAUGCACCUUCAUGUCUGACCAAUAG